This is a messenger RNA of Daphnia carinata, 1985 nucleotides long. Its product is annotated as NADPH oxidase 4-like. The transcript has 12 exons. Gene Ontology annotation, biological process: superoxide anion generation; defense response. Lineage: Eukaryota; Metazoa; Arthropoda; Branchiopoda; Diplostraca; Daphniidae. Bases 241 to 1863 code for a protein of 540 amino acids. Gene Ontology annotation, molecular function: superoxide-generating NAD(P)H oxidase activity. Gene Ontology annotation, cellular component: plasma membrane; NADPH oxidase complex. The record is from RefSeq and is a predicted model, not a curated record.
AAAAACCUAGCAGUCUUUUGUUCGACGCAGUGUCAAUGCGUCGCUCAGUGAAAGCAAAAGUUCAAAAUCACGCUGCUGUUUUAAGGAAACUUUCCAGCUUGUUCGGUGGACACGCAGCAUCUGGAACACGACGCAAGUUUGAUGGCAACCACCAAACCGAUCUACUUGCAACAUGUUUGAAGACAACACGUGAAUCCGUAUCGCUGUCAUAGAGUCGUCCGUACUUAAGAACGGCCAAAUAUGGUCAACAUGUUUUCUUCACGUUGGCUCCGCCCAUCAUACGGCUUUCACGCUGUCUGGAUACUGGUGAACGGCAUCAUUUUCUGGAACACUUAUCGACUCUACAAAGGCCAACCGCAAUAUUACUACCUCCAUCAAAUAUUAGGAAGCGGACUUUGCAUUUCACGCGGUUCGGGAGCCGUUUUGAACGUGAGUUGCGCUCUUAUUCUGCUCCCGACCUGCAAGCAGGCAAUCACCAGCAUCCACCUUUGCUGUUGCAAUAUUUUGAAUCGAUGCGGCCUAUCAUCCCGUCGAAUCCGUUCGUUUUUUAAUCAAGCCGAGCGUUUUCACGUCACUUGCGCUAUAACCGUCAUCGUCGCAUCAGUUGUUCACACUGCAGCUCAUUUAGUUAACGCAGUUAAUUGUUCUCGUUAUUACAACCACCGAUGGACUGAAGUCAACAUCGCCGAUUCUCCCGGCCAGGAUGCUUUCCAAUUAGUUUUCAAGACAGUUCCAGGAAUUACGGGAGUGCUGAUGAUGCUGAUACUGGCCAUGAUACUCGUGACGUCUGCCAGUUGGUUCCGCACGCGUCACUACAAUACGUUUUAUUACAGCCAUCACUUUCUUUUCGGUCCCUUUUUAGUCCUGCUUGUUUUCCAUCCCACAAGUGGCAUGCUGAAGGAGCAAACGAAUUGGCGUGACCAUUGGCCGGGAAACGCUGACGAUGAAAAUAGGCCACCUCCUGUUUUCAUACCCAUGAAGGGAUACACUUGGUUGUACGUAACGAUUCCGCUUGCGUUCUACCUUGUUGAUUGGAGCUGGCGCAGAGUCAGUAGACGCCAGCCCGUUCACGUGACCCGAGUCGUCGUGCACGAACCAGACGUUAUCGAAGUGGUCGUUGAUCGCUGGAUGAGUCAUUCUCAACCCGGACAAUAUGUCCUCCUUCAAUGUCCGGUGAUAUCUGGUUUCGAAUGGCAUCCAUUUUCACUCUCAUCGUGCUGUGAUUUGACUCACGCUAGCUGGACGGUUCACAUGAAAACGAACGGCGAUUGGUGCAAGCAAUUAAAGAGUCUCCUGGGCGUGAAAGCUCGAAGAGAUGACAUCGAACUCUACGUGGACGGUCCAUUUUCCAGUCCGUUUUGCGGCGUUUUGAACAGUAAAACAGUCAUCUGCAUAGCGGGCGGCAUCGGAUUCACGCCUUUCUUGUGUGUCAUCCACAAUUUAAUUCGGAACGGAUGGCCUGCGCGACCUGAUCGCCUGCACAUCAUAUGGUGCGUCACGACGGCAGAAAGCCUUUUGUGGGCAUCAGCAGCCAUCCAUCAACUGAUCGAGGACGCUUGGGCCAGCCCUCGUCCAGAUAAGCUGGAAAUUAGACUGCAUGUCACACGCCCAGCACCUGAGGGCUCUCAUUCUGGCGGUUUCUCUCCAGUAGAAACCCUUCUAGGUAAAAAAUACCCCAAUCUACUUCGGCGACUGGAAUAUGGCCGUCCAAAAUGGUCGGAACUUUUCACGUCAUGGAAAGAGAGUUAUUCAAGGGAACGUGUGGACGUUUUCAGCUGUGGACCCAGAGAGCUGAAUCGCCAGAUUCAACAGAUGUGCCGCUCCAUUUCCAAUUUCACUCUAGCCCAAGAAAGUUUCUCCUGAAUAAAAAAAAGCUAUCGCUUUUUUUUAGUCAGGAUAAAUCAAACAUUACAUUUCAUUAUAUAAUUUAACAGAAUUGCUGAUAAAGUCAAAUUGCGUAUGCAAAAAAAAAAAAAUAAUUUUUG